ACUUGAUUUUAUCAAUCGUUAUCUUUGAAGAAAGCCAAAAUGCUCUUGUAAAUCUGUAAUAUUAUAUGUUCGUAAAGAAUACAGCAGUGCAAUUUAGGGUAGUGUUACUUAAACCGCUCCUUUUCACACAAAAUUAGCUAACUACAAAACCGUAUUUUCAUACAAAGCUCCUUCCGCUUUGUGCAAAUAAAACCACGCCCCUUGUACGUGUAUCUUGCGUACUACGUCAUCGGCAGUCCUUAGUAACACGGAGGCGUCUCGAGGCGGCACAAUCACACAACAUGGGUUUGCUAUCAAUUUUGCGAAAGCUGAAAAGUACCCCGGACCAGGAGGUCCGCAUUUUGCUUCUUGGGCUGGACAAUGGUGGCAAGACCACUCUGCUCAAACAGCUGGCCUCAGAAGAUAUCAGCCACAUUACACCAACACAGGGUUUCAACAUCAAAAGUGUGCAGUCUCAGGGUUUCAAACUAAACGUGUGGGAUAUUGGUGGACAGCGUAAGAUCAGGCCAUACUGGAGGAACUACUUUGAAAAUACAGAUCUUCUGAUUUAUGUUAUUGACAGUGCAGAUCGCAAACGAUUUGAAGAAACAGGACAGGAGUUGGCUGAGUUAUUAGAUGAAGAGAAGCUCAGUGGGGUUCCUGUUCUCAUCUUUGCUAAUAAGCAAGACCUCCUCACUGCAGCCCCUGCAUCUGAAAUCGCUGAGGGACUGAACCUGCACACCAUUCGAGACAGAGUAUGGCAGAUCCAGCCCUGUUCAGCUCUCACUGGUGAAGGUGUCCAGGAUGGCAUGAACUGGGUGUGUAAAAGUGUGAACGCAAAAAGGAAGUAGACCUGCAUAUUCCCUACACAGUCACUCCAGGAAAGCAGUGUGUACCUCUGUAUGUAUAAACAUGUUAUGUAUAUACAGCUUUAAAAAUUAAGAUUAUUAAGACGUAUAUAAAGAGAAUUCACACAAGGACCUGUGGUCCAUUUUUAUACUUUCAGGUUCUUCUUUCUUAAAAGCUUUUGUCAUUAUGGCUCAACAUUUUGUCAGUCAUACAUUUGAGUGUUUUUAUUUAAAAAAAAAAAAGGGAGCAUUUUAGUAGCCUGAUUGUUGAUUUAUAGUUUGAAUAAACACAUUUUGUCGUUAUAUUUAAGGUCAAAACCAGGUCAUCGUUGCACUGGCACUACAUUUCCAAAACAUUCUGAAUCUAAUACUGUGUUACACUUUGAAUAGUUCUUGCACAUUUAAAAUUUGCCCCUACAGGUUACAUUUGUGACUUUUUUUUUUUUUUUUUUCCUUGACCAUUCUUGUCACUCCAACUUUUAUUGCAAAUUUUUUUUGAUCACAUUCUUUUUCUAAGUAUAUUUUUGUAACAUAUUGUAGAAGGCUUUAAUGUCACUUUUCAUAGAAUGCUGUAAAAAAAAAAAAAAAAUUUAAAAAUAAAGUGGUUGUGCCCAAACCUGAUAUAACCUUCAAAGUUUAUGUACAAAACAGCAGGAAAUGGAAUGUGCUUAAGUCUGAUGUACAUAAUUUUGGAAGUUAACUAAAUAUUUUCCGCAAACACAUUAAUAUGAUGCCGAAGUUUAAGCAUCUUCCUGUGGCAUCUCUGAAUUUAUUGCUGUUGUAUGUGUAAUAAUGAAAUAUAUACAUAAAAUAAAGUUCUAUGAGAUUA
Molecule: messenger RNA, 1656 nt
Organism: Neoarius graeffei (lesser salmon catfish)
Lineage: Eukaryota; Metazoa; Chordata; Actinopteri; Siluriformes; Ariidae
Gene: arl3b
Product: ADP ribosylation factor like GTPase 3b
Exons: 6
Coding region: 282-830 (182 amino acids)
Biological process (GO): cilium assembly
Cellular component (GO): cytoplasm; microtubule cytoskeleton
Molecular function (GO): GTPase activity; GTP binding
Source: RefSeq, a predicted model, not a curated record